CAGCUAUCAUCGUCACAAUUGGCUGGUCAGAUCUGAUCCCUCGCACGGAAAAAAAAAAUAAACCUAAUUCGGACUCCCAGGCUCUAAAACAUCACUCAAGCAUGAAGGAACAACAUUAGGCUGCACCGAUAAUGGUACUUUCUCAUCGAUACCUUAUAAUUCUUGGUCUGACAUGGAUACUAUCUGAAGCAACGGAGCAAAAGGCACGUGUGUGUGAAAAUGGCAAAACCAAGUUUUUGCCAGGCUCAGCCGUACCCACCUCAGGGCGCCUGCAGGCCCUUCGCGCGCUAAUGGCCAAUAAGACGAUUACAGAUGGAGGAGUACAGGCGUACAUGGUCCCGUCAUCAGAUGCUCACCAGACUGAAGACGUGGCGCCCCAGCAUAAGAGAAGACAAUUUAUUUCAGGAUUCAGCGGAUCUCAUGGUAUGGCCAUAGUGACGGUGGCAAGCGCUGCUUUGUGGACAGACGGUCGGUACUUUCUACAGGCGGAGAUGGAAAUGGACUGUAACUGGAAGCUCCAGAAGGAGGGGCUCCCAGAUACGCCAAAGUUUUCGGAGUGGCUAGCUGAGAAGUUACAAGUCGGUUCACGCGUGGGAGUCGAUCCGUUUUUGCUAUCUAUAUGCGACUGGAACAAAUUAUCUAAGAAUCUGAAGGAUAUGGGGAUAGUUCUUGUCCCAAUCAAGAAGAACUUGAUAGACUUGAUCUGGAAAGAACAGCCAGAAUUAUUUGCUGUUAAACCCAUUUACUCACUUGGAUUACAGUUCACAGGGCAACCAUGGCAAGACAAACUACGAGAUCUUCGUUUAAAAAUGUCCAAAAAAUCCACCACAGCGAUUGUUCUACAAGCACUAGACGAAAUAGCAUGGAUUUAUAAUCUUCGUGGUGGCGACAUUUCUUUUUCUCCGGUCUUCUUCUCAUACUCGGUCAUCACACAGUCUUCAGCUACACUCUAUAUAGAUAAUCGUAAAGUCACCCCUGACGUGAGGGAGCAACUCGGAGCGGAUGACUGCGAGGCUGUGUCAAUGUGCGUCAAAAUCAAGCCUUAUGAAGCUGUCUUAGACGAUGUGGAGAAAGAAGGUCUGAAGCCUAAAGCAAAUAUCUGGCUCACUCCCUAUUGUAACUACGCACUGAAGAUGGUCAUCCCACUGGGGAAGUACACGAUAGUAGAAUCACCGAUUGCUUUACCGAAAUCAAUCAAGAAUGAAGUAGAGAUCGCGGGUAUGAAAAGAGCAAACAUACGUGACGCAGUCGUGAUUAGCGAAUACUUGGAUUGGCUUGAACGAGAGGUGGAAAAGGGCAAUAACAACCUGACUGAAAUCACGGCAGAAGACCAGCUCCUUGAAUUCCGAAAAAAGCAAGAUAAUUUCAUUAGUCCAAGUUUUGCAACUAUUUCUGGAUUUGGCGCCAACAGUGCCAUCAUUCAUUACAAGGCGAAUGAAUUCACCAACACAAAGAUUACAAAAGAUGGACUCUAUCUCCUGGACACCGGUGGACAGUAUUUGGAUGGUACAACUGACACCACGCGAACAGUCCAUUUUGGCACACCAACACAGCACCAGAUUGAUUGCUAUACAAGGGUGCUAAUGGGCCAUCUGGACAUUGCCAUGGCGAUUUUUCCAAAUGACACAUAUGGUCGCGCGCUGGAUAUCUUUGCACGGGAGCCCCUGUGGAGGGUGGGGCUCGACUACAGGCACGGGACGGGCCACGGAAUAGGACACUUCCUCAACGUGCACGAAGGGCCCCAGUGCAUAUCCCCUGGGUUCCCAAGCGACGAAGAGAAGAAACUGACAAAGGGCAUGAUCCUAUCCGACGAGCCAGGAUACUAUGAAGAUGGUCAAUUUGGAGUUCGCCUGGAAAGCGCAGUGCUUGUGCAGUCUGCAAACACACCGUAUAAUUUCAAUGGAAUGGAUUACCUGAUGUUUGAGCCCAUCAUAUAUGUACCAUUCCAACGCAAGCUGAUCAACGUGUCACUACUCAGGCCAUCACAGAUCGAAUGGCUAAACAAAUACAACCUCCGCACUCGAGUCGUCAUAGGGAAAGAGCUUCGUCGCCAGAAGAAAGACCAAGCAUGGGAAUGGCUAAUGAGAGAGACUCAGCCAUUCGUCUGACAGAGAUGUAUGGCAUAGCGAGGCACUUAUAUCAAGCUCGAUUAUGAGUCUGAGACGUUCAUCUUAAGACGUGCUCACCGCUGUCCAUUGAUAACAGCACAACACAAUGAUGAUGUUGAACAUCAUCGCAGGCGCGCAGACAAGAAUUGCGGCGGGUGGGAGGUGCGCAGGCAUAGAUACCAAAUGGAAAUGUAUGAUAUUUGAUUAUCCUUCAGUCAUUCAAUAAGUAGGCCACCUUUUUGUGUUUGAGGGUUGAUGUCUGUGCAUCCAUCCCCCCUCCCCUUAUAGCUACGCGCGUUGUCAUUAUUAUAGCUCCCGCUCGAGGCAAAAGUCAUGUUCUGGGACUCUUUUUAAGAUGGCGGCCAGUUUACGAAGACAUUUUCCACUUACACUGUCCUAGGGCGAUAAAAAGUUGAAAAAAUGACGCGCACUCCCAAAAAUGACGCGCACUCCCAAAUAUGGUAUUGAUGUGGUAUUAUGGUAGGAAUGUGCCGAACAGUCUAGAAAAAAUACUUUUUUUUCUUAAGGGAUUGCUUGAUAUGAUUUUUAAGUAGAAACGUACGACUCUGGUACGAAAGCUUCAACUGCUAGCGCAUGCGUAUUGUUUAUCUGCUCUCCGCUGGCCGGAAAGUAAAAAAAAACUCGAAAUAGCGGUUGAAUAAACUUUUUGUAAAGCUU
Nematostella vectensis (starlet sea anemone) is the source of this 2786-nucleotide messenger RNA. Its product is annotated as xaa-Pro aminopeptidase 1. Bases 132 to 2108 code for a protein of 658 amino acids. The record is from RefSeq and is a predicted model, not a curated record. Lineage: Eukaryota; Metazoa; Cnidaria; Anthozoa; Actiniaria; Edwardsiidae. The transcript is spliced from 26 exons. Gene Ontology annotation, molecular function: metalloaminopeptidase activity.